This is a messenger RNA of Phyllotreta striolata, 837 nucleotides long. NCBI's taxonomy places the organism in Eukaryota, Metazoa, Arthropoda, Insecta, Coleoptera, Chrysomelidae. The record is from the annotation of a GenBank genome assembly.
AUGACUACGGAACAAAAAUUCAAAGCUGCAGUGAAUGUGAUUAGAAGUUUACCUAAAAAUGGCUCCUACCAGCCCAGUCACGAGUUGAUGUUGAGGUUCUACGCCUAUUUCAAGCAGGCCACGAACGGUCCUUGCCAGGGCUCCCGACCGGCCUUUUGGGACGUAGUAGGCCGUGCCAAAUACGAUGCCUGGAAGAAAUUGGGCGACAUGUCGUCGCAGGAGGCCAUGGCCAAAUACGUAGAUGAAUUGCAUUCAAUCGUGGAGACGAUGAGCUAUUCAGACAAAGUGGCCAAUUUCCUGGAGGCCCCCACCGAUGAGCUGGAAUGCAUCAAUUUCGAUGAUUUAGAAUUGGUGGCCGGCGACGUAUUGGAAAGGGUCAGGUCCCAACCGAAUUCGCCUUUAGCUUCGAGAGAAGGUUCGCCGAAUAUAUUUUCGAAAAAUUCGAGUCUACGGUCCUCUUCGAACGUGUCCAGCGUUACCGAAAGCGAUCACAGCGACGAUGAAUAUAUCGAUACUAUCGAAAAUCCAGACCCUCGCAGGAAUGUCAGCAUAUCAGCCGACGGAUCGGCCUCGCAUAGCGUACAAAAUCACAUUUCUAAAUCGAAAAAUCCAAAUAUAGACGUGUCGCAGGAGAUCAACAGGGCCGUGCAAAGUCUCCGGGGGGACAUCGAAAGGCUGUCGAAGAAAGUAGUUAGUUUGGAAAAUUCCUCGAGCGCGGUGAAAAUGCAGAGGAGAGGCCUUUUCGACGGCGUCCCGACGCGACUGGUGGUUUUCCUCGUCGUUUGGCCCUUUAUCGCGCAAUUUAUAACGAAUAGAUUUUUGAAUAGGAGACGCUGA